Messenger RNA from Chroicocephalus ridibundus (black-headed gull), 1718 nucleotides. RefSeq names its product CCR4-NOT transcription complex subunit 11 (gene CNOT11). The coding region runs from base 105 to 1550 and encodes 481 amino acids. The record is from RefSeq and is a predicted model, not a curated record. Lineage: Eukaryota; Metazoa; Chordata; Aves; Charadriiformes; Laridae. The transcript is spliced from 7 exons. Gene Ontology annotation, cellular component: CCR4-NOT complex.
GGCUGCUGCCGUAAAGCGAGGCCGGCGCGAUAGCCGUUACGGCAGCGGGAAGCGGCGGGGCCGGGCCGGGCCGGGCCGGAGCGGGCGGCAGCGGGCGGGGGCGGAUGCCCGGGGGCGGGGGGAGCCCGGCGCCCGGCACGCAGGUGGGAGCGGAGGCGGGGGAGUCGGGCGGCGCGGCAGGCGGCGGGCCGGCGGGCGGCAGGAUGAGCCUGUCGCCGAAGGAGCUGUCGAGCCUGCUGAGCAUCGUGUCGGAGGAGGCGGGCGGCAGCACCUUCGAGGGCCUCUCCAGCGCCUUCCACCACUACUUCGGCAAGGCCGAGCACUUCCGCCUGGGCUCCGUCCUCGUCCUGCUGCUGCAGCAGCCCGACCUGCUGCCCAGCCCGGCCCAGCGCCUCACCGCCCUCUACCUCCUCUGGGAGAUGUACCGCACCGAGCCCCUCGCCGCCAACCCCUUCGCCGCCGUCUUCGCCCACCUCCUCAACCCCGCGCCCGAGCGCGGCGGCGACGAGGCGGAGCGCACCCCGCUCUCAGGCUUCUUACCUCCCAUAACUCCUCCAGAAAAAUUCUUUCUAUCUCAACUCAUGUUGGCCCCCCCUAGAGAGCUGUUCAAGAAAACUCCUCGGCAGAUUGCUUCAAUGGACGUGGGGAACAUGGCCCAGUCAGUGGAUAUAAGUGGACUUCAGCUGGCAUUAGCAGAACGUCAGUCCGAGCUGCCAACGCAGAGCAAGGCCAGCUUCCCCAGCAUUCUCAGCGAUCCUGACCCAGAUUCUUCCAACUCUGGUUUUGACAGCUCCGUUGCCUCCCAGAUCACAGAAGCCUUAGUGAGUGGACCAAAACCUCCUAUAGAAAGUCACUUUCGACCAGAGUUUAUUCGACCACCGCCUCCACUCCAUUUCUGCGAGGAUGAACUGGCAUGGUUAAAUCCAAUAGAGCCAGAUCACACAAUUCAGUGGGAUAAGUCAAUGUGUGUUAAGAACAGCACUGGAGUUGAGAUAAAAAGAAUCAUGGCAAAAGCUUUUAAAAGUCCCUUGACUUCCCCACAGCAAACACAGCUCCUUGGAGAACUGGAAAAGGACCCCAAGCUUGUUUACCAUAUUGGUCUCACUCCUGCCAAAUUGCCAGACCUGGUUGAAAACAAUCCUUUAGUAGCUAUAGAAAUGUUGCUGAAACUGAUGCAGUCUAGUCAGAUAACAGAGUAUUUUUCUGUCUUGGUCAACAUGGACAUGUCCUUACAUUCAAUGGAAGUUGUAAAUCGGCUUACUACUGCAGUUGAUCUCCCACCCGAAUUUAUUCAUCUUUAUAUUUCCAACUGUAUCUCCACUUGUGAACAGAUUAAAGACAAAUAUAUGCAGAACCGCCUGGUACGUCUUGUUUGUGUCUUUCUUCAGUCUUUAAUCAGGAACAAAAUUAUUAAUGUACAGGACUUGUUUAUAGAAGUGCAAGCAUUCUGUAUCGAGUUCAGUCGGAUACGAGAAGCAGCCGGCCUUUUCAGAUUGCUGAAGACACUAGACACUGGGGAAAAUCCAUCAGAGACAAAAACAUCAAAAUAAAACCACUGCAUCACUGGCAAAAAAAAAAAAAACCAAACCACCACCAAAACCUGCCAGUGUUCUAUACCAAUUAAUUGUAUAUUUUAAAAUUAAAUCACUGGAUUAAUGAUGUAAUACACUAUAAAUAGCAUUUUAUGCAUUUAAGCAAUAAAUGUUUUUUUUCUGAUA